This is a messenger RNA of Rhododendron vialii, 2718 nucleotides long. Its product is annotated as cysteine-rich receptor-like protein kinase 42. The record is from RefSeq and is a predicted model, not a curated record. The transcript is spliced from 6 exons. Lineage: Eukaryota; Viridiplantae; Streptophyta; Magnoliopsida; Ericales; Ericaceae. Bases 363 to 2384 code for a protein of 673 amino acids. Gene Ontology annotation, biological process: protein phosphorylation. Gene Ontology annotation, molecular function: ATP binding; protein kinase activity.
AUUCAUUCUUCUUCUUCUUCUUCUCUUUCUCUCUCCAAAAUUAAGGCCAGAAUCGACAAAACCAAAACCCACAGCAUCCACCAUGCACGACGGAAAAGAACUUUCACAUCCUUCCCGCACUCAAUCCCCUUCAAUUUCCCCAUAGGCACAUGCCCUCCCUCCCUCCCUCUCCAAUCCCCCCAAGAGAGAGAGAGAGAGAGAGAGAGUGAGUGAGAGGGAGAGGAGAGAGAAAUACGAAGAUUAACCAAAACCCAUUUGAGCUCCAUCCGAAUUCCCAAGUGGGUCGCAACAAAAUCACCCCAUGAACCGUUUCUUGAUCAGAUUAUGAGAAACAGAGCACCUCACCCCAAAAUCAAAAUCCAAUGCGUUUCUCCAAUCCAAACCCUAAAAUCAACUCAUGGGUUUUACUCCUCGUAUCCCUGUCAAUAUCUCUCCUCCUCUCCCCUUCCCUCUCCGACCCGCGAAUCGCAGUUGCCAGCGUAAUGUGCGGGCACUCCAACGUCACGGCAGAAGCCUUGUUCCCUAAUUUCGGCAGCGUGAUGGAGCAUUUAUCCGAAAAAAUAAUGAAACAACAAUGGGGUUUCUACUCCGUUUCGGACCCAAAUGCCCCUGUAUUCGGCUUCGCUCAGUGCCAUAAGGAUUUAUCAGAGGUCGAUUGCCAACUCUGUUUUGCAGAGGCAAGGACGAAAAUACCCCACUGCCUACCAGCCUCGCGAGGCCGGAUUUAUCUAGAAGGGUGUUUUAUCAGGUAUGAUAACUAUGAGUUUUAUGAUGAGAGUGUGAACGCGAUGUAUGAUUCGAAUUUGUGUAGCGGGUCGAAUAAGCGGUUGAAGGGGAGGGAGGAGGGGGAGGAUUUCGGGAAGAGGGUGGAGGCGGCGGUGAUGAGUGUGACAGAAGAGGCGUUGGGGAGCAGGAUGGGGGGUUUUGGGGCGGCGGAGGAGAGGAGUGGGGCGCCGGGGGCGUAUGCGUUGGGGCAGUGUUGGAACACGGUCAAUUCGACGGGGUGUGGGGUUUGUUUGGAGGAUGCGUGGAGGGAGGUGAGGAAGUGCUUGCCUGCGGCAGAAGGGAGGGCGUUGAAUGCCGGGUGUUAUUUGAGGUAUUCGACGAGGAAUUUCUUUAGUGAGGUGGAGUUGACGAUGGAUGGUGAUUGGCUCGGGUACUCACAGAUCGUUGGAGCAUCAAUAGUAGGGUGUGCCUCUCUUGUACUUGCUCUCUUAGGUGCCUACAUAGGAUAUAGCAGAUUUUCAAAGAGGAGAGAUGGGCUUGAGAAAAUUUCUCGGGUUCCAUCCGUGGUGAAAAAAUCUGAAUUGAAUUAUAAGUAUGAAGAGCUUGAGCAAGCAACUGAUUUCUUCAACUCCUCAAAUAAACUAGGCCAAGGAGGCUCUAGUUCUGUAUUCAAAGGGACCCUCUCUGAUGGUAGGACUGUUGCUGUAAAAAGGCUGUGUUUUAGUACAAGGCAAUGGGUGGAUGACGUCUUCAAUGAGGUGAAUUUGAUCAGUGGAAUUGAACACAAGAACCUUGUGAGACUUCUGGGUUGCAGCAUCGAAGGCCCAGAGAGCCUUCUUGUUUACGAAUUCCUAGCCAACAAAAGCCUUGAUCAAGUCCUCUUUGAUAAGAAGAAGACUCAAAUUCUCAACUGGAAGCAGCGUUUCAACAUCAUAAUGGGAAUAGCGGAGGGGCUUGCAUAUCUUCACGGAGGUUCCCAAAGGAAAAUUAUCCAUAGAGACAUUAAAAUCAGCAACAUUCUACUUGAUGAGAAUCUCUCUCCUAAGAUAGCUGAUUUCGGGCUUGCUCGAUGUGCUGCUGCUGAUAAAUCCCAUAUUAGCACAGGAAUUGCAGGCACAAUGGGAUAUAUGGCUCCUGAAUAUAUUAUUCGAGGACAACUGACAGAGAAAGCAGAUGUUUAUGCUUUUGGGGUGCUGUCUCUUGAGAUUGCAUGUGGUAGAAGGAACAACACUUUCUGCCAUGAUUCAGGCUCAGUUUUACAAAAUGUUUGGAAGCAUUACAAGGCGGGAAGUAUCACUCGAGUUCUUGAAUGCGACAGCUUGAAAGGUGAUGGAUUUCAAGAACGAGAAGCAUCAAAUGCUCUUCAAAUCGGGCUUCUAUGCACGCAAACUUCUGCCGCAUUGCGACCAUCCAUGUCUGAAGUAGUCCGGAUGUUAACUGCCAAAGAAAGUGAGACACGGAUACCUUCACCGAAACAACCUCCUUUCCUCAAUGCUAGCGUUCUAGCCCCGACCGACUCGACCAAGUUGUCCUCUUUUUCUACCGUGAAUACUACAACCUCAAAUUGGCACACAGCAAUUGAUGUCUCCGAGCUUACGUCCCCGUCUAGCAUUGCGUCAGAUGAUGCUAUAGUGAUUCAAACGUGCGAGCCGAGAUAGAUUCUACUCAACUCUUAACCAAAAUCCGAGAAAUACUUUGUUGAGGACUUGAUUCUGCUGCGUAUAAGAGACAGAGGCUCCUUUCCAUGAGGGGCUAAUGGGUGAGACCUCAACUUAUUUUCGUGCAUGCAUACAUGUUUUUCUGCUUUGGAGGGUGGGAAAAAUUCAAUUCCCUCUCCUUUUUUUUUUUCCCUCUCUCUCUGAACUUUUAAUAUUGUAGUUGAUAAGCAUAGUCUUUUGUUUUUUUUAACAUUCUUUAUACCACAGUGGGGUAUAGAAAAACUAAUUUCCGUUUGACCGAAAAAAGAAAAAGAAAAAAAGAAAAGCUUGUAUA